AUGGAGAUGAAGAAGAUCGCCUGCGCCGUCCUCGUCGCCGCCUCGGCCACCGUGGCGCUCGCCGCGGAGGCUCCGGCUCCGGCCCCCACCAGCGGCUCCUCCGCCGUCGCACCCGCCGUCGGCGCCGCACUCGGGGCCGCCGUGGCCUCCUUCUUCGCCUACUACAUCCACUCGCAGAGUCGCAGUUGCGAAGUAAAAACAUGCAACAUGAUGGUUGUCUCCAGAAUUACUGUACAAUUAGUAAAUGUUAGGCAGAGGACCCAAAUGGCCCCGGCAGGCCCAGCUCCUUGGAGUUAA
Miscanthus lutarioriparius is the source of this 297-nucleotide messenger RNA. Lineage: Eukaryota; Viridiplantae; Streptophyta; Magnoliopsida; Poales; Poaceae. The record is from the annotation of a GenBank genome assembly.